AUAUAUAUAAUUACUUAAAAAUGGAUGUGUCUAUUAUUAUUCCAAUCUAUAAUGGUUCCACCUGGAUAAAGCCUUGUUUUGAAGCAAUCUUAGCACAAACUGCUUUGAAGGAAAUCAAGCUAGAAGUUAGCAUAUGCAAUGAUUCCAGCGAUGAUGACACACAAGAACUACUUGAUAAAUGGAAAAGUUUAUUUGAAGACAAUAAUAUCACUUUUAAAUGUUACCUCAAUGAUACCGGUUCACCUAAAGGUGUUGGAUAUGCGAAAAACAAAGCAGUUGAAUUAUCAACUGGUCAAUAUCUUUGUUUCCAAGAUGUGGAUGAUGUUAUGUUACCUGAAAGGAUUUUGAUGCAAUUCAAGGAGGCCAAAGCACUUUCCAAUGAUUAUCUGAUUGGUAGUAAAUUUGUACGUGAACCUCGGGAUUCGACGAUUCGUUAUACAAAUUGGGCUAAUAAUUUGUCAAAUGAGCAAUUGGUUAAUCAAAUUUAUACUUCCAAUGGUCCAACAAUUAUUAUGCCAACCUGGUUUUGCCAUAGAUCUGCAUAUGAUAGAGUUGGUGGGUUUGUGGAAGAUGGUAAAGGAACUCCUGAAGACCUGAUAUUUUUCUACAAGCAUCUGGAUCUGGAUGGGAAAGUUUAUAAAGUUGAAACAAAUUUGUUAGUGUAUUACUACCAUCAGCAUGCCACUACGUUCUCGAUAAAAGAGGAAACCAUUUGGAAUCUGCGUUUGGAGCGUCUGCAGAGCAAGGUUCUAUGUAAUUGGAAGACAUUUACCAUCUGGAAUGCGGGAAAGCAAGGCAGGAAGUUUUAUAACUCUUUGAGUGCGGAAAAUAGAGUGAAGGUGAUGGCCAUGUGCGAUGUAGAUGUCAAGAAAGUUAACAAGAAGUAUACGCCCUACGACGCAAGGUUGAGGAAAGCAGGCAAACCAUUGGAUAUGGUGCAUUUUAAAGACGCUAAACCGCCGUUCGUGAUUUGCGUUAAAUUGGACAUGACCGGCGGCUGUUUCGAGAAAAAUCUGGAGUCACUGCAAUUGAAGGAAAACCUCGAUUACGUUUAUUUCAGUUAAAAUCACAUAUUUUAUAUAAAUUACAAUAAAUUAAUGUUGUUAAUCAACUACGCUACUCUGUAAAUGAUGGAUAGUUUAGAGGUCGU
This is a messenger RNA of Nicrophorus vespilloides, 1150 nucleotides long. Its product is annotated as UDP-GlcNAc:betaGal beta-1,3-N-acetylglucosaminyltransferase-like protein 1. NCBI's taxonomy places the organism in Eukaryota, Metazoa, Arthropoda, Insecta, Coleoptera, Silphidae. The transcript has 7 exons. The record is from RefSeq and is a predicted model, not a curated record. The coding region runs from base 21 to 1064 and encodes 347 amino acids.